UACACACACAUACACACACACACAUAUCCUCUCACAUAUACACUCACAGCUGUUGAUACUUCUCUCACUGAUGAACGCAGAGGCAGCCGAGGAGCAGAGCCUGCAGGAAUCUGGGAGAAUCUCCUGUCUGCUGGCAGCUCGAUCAAAGAGCAUCUGUAUGGAAAAUCUGAACGGACAAGUGGACCGACUGGUUCUCUGACUGUCGCCCGACUCUCACUUUCUGUCUUUCAUAUCCCGCUCUUUGUCUCCGUCUCUCUCUGGGACUCAGUGUUGGAAUUUUGAGCGCAGACAGUGAGAAACAGAGGAAAAAUAGAGACAUGUGUUUUGCUUCAGCCGCCUACUACCACUGCCUGUUCUCUUCCAUUCACUGACCAAGGAGGAAAUACAAGGUGUGAGUCAGAGCGACAGUCAUAGAGCGAGCGAGCGAGCGAGGCGAAGCAGGCAUGAGUGCGGACAACCAUCAGGGGGUGGUGACCACCCCUCCCCCAUCUGGCGGAGGGACCAAGGAGCGCUACUUCGACCGUGUCAACGUCAACGAUCCUGAGUACAUCAGGGCGAGGAACAUGUCGCCUGACCUCCGGCAGGACUUCAACGUUCUGGAGCAGAAGAAACGCGUCACACAGAUACUACAGAGUCCCGCUUUCAAGGAGGAGUUGGAGAGUCUGAUCCAGGAGCAGCAGCGGAAGGGGAACAACCCCACCGGCCUGCUCGCCCUCAGACAGAUCGCUGACUUCUUCAUGGCCAGCUCAGUGGCUGGUUUCAGCACCUCCCCCCUCAGUCUGGGGAUGGUCACUCCCAUCAACGACAUGUACGGAGUGGAAUCCACCACGAUGGUGAAAGGCGAGAAGCUGACGCGCUGUAAACUGGCCAGCCUCUACAGACUGGUGGACCUGUUCAGCUGGGCACACUUUGCCAACUCUUACAUUACAGGCCGAGUCAGUAAAGAGCAAGACCACAUCCUUAUCAUCCCCAGAGGACUGUCAUUCGCUGAGGCGUCGGCAUCAAACCUGGUGAAGGUCAACAUCAUCGGGGAUGUGAUCGAGCAGGGCUCUACCAACCUGAGGAUUGACCCUGCGGGUUUCAGUCCCCAUGCUGCCAUCUACUCCAUGCGUCCAGACAUACGCUGCAUCAUACAUGUGCACACUCCUGCCACGGCUGCUGUGUCAUCUAUGAAGUGCGGCAUCCUGCCCAUUUCCCAGGAGGCACUGAUCCUGGGUGAUAUCGCCUACUACAACUACCAGGGCAGCCUGGAUGACCAGGAGGAGCGCAGAGAGCUGCAGAAGGCCCUGGGGCCUACGGCGAAGGUUUUGGUGCUGAGGAAUCAUGGUGUGGUUGCUCUUGGGGAGACUAUUGAAGAGGCCUUUCAUUACAUCUACAAUGCCCAGUAUGCCUGUGAAAUCCAGGUGAAUGCCAUUUCAUGUGCUGGCGGCGUGGACAACCUGAUCGUGCUGGACCAGGAGAAGUACAAAUCGCGAGUGUUCGCCGUGGCCUCAGGGGCUGCUGUCAACAUGGCUGGCCAGUACAAGUGGAAGGUUGGGGAGCUGGAGUUUGAGUCUCUGAUGAGGAUGCUGGAUAACCUGGGCUACAGGACAGGUUACGCCUACAGGCACCCCAUCGUCCGGGACAAGCCAAGGCACAAGAGCGACGUGGAGAUCCCCGCCACCGUCACGGCAUUUACGUUUGAGGAGGACGGGGACGGCGGUGCCACACGGCUGCCCUUCAAGUUCUUGCAGCAGCGACAGCAGAGGGAGAAGACGCGCUGGCUCAACUCGCCCAACAGCUACACCAAGGUCAGCGUGGAGGGCGGAGAGGAGCGCUACAACAGCCGGACGACCACGUGGAUGAAGGCUGAGGAGACAGGAACCCCAAUCCGGAUCGAGGACCCCAAUCAGUUUGUCCCUCUCAACACAGACCCCAGUGAGGUGCUAGAGAAGAGGAACAAGAUCAGAGAGCAGAACCGGUUUGAUGUGAUGUCGUCAGGGCCACGCUCCCAGCACCUCGCAGGCAUCCCCGCUGACGAGCCACGACGGGAUCUGGUGCAGAUAAAAGUUCUGCCAUACGUGCCCACAGAGGAGGACCAGAUGGCUCCCCUGCCUCCCAACCCCUUCAGUGAGCUGUCAGAGAAGGAACUAGAGGAGUACCGCAAGAACGUGGAGAGGAGGCAACUGGGCCUCAGCGAUGGCGAGCACGAGCUAACCUCCGACGACGGCUCCACUCUCUCUCAGUCUCUGUCUCUCACCCAGUCCCCGCAAAGCACUCCAGCUAAAGAAGAGAAUCACACAGGCCUGAUGAACGGCAAAGACGACCACGCCGAGGUGGACGAGGAGCUGUCCAAGCGCGUCAGUCAGCUGACCACCAGCGUGGAGAGUGUGGAGAUUACGGUGCGUUCCGGCGAAAAGAUAGAGGAGGCCCUGUCCCCCGAGAGCUCUCCCUCCAAGUCCCCCAACACCAAGAAGAAGAAGAAGUUCCGCACCCCGUCCUUCCUGAAGAAGAACAAAAAGAAAGAGAAGACGGAGGCCUGAGGUUAAACGAGCAGCAGGGCCGGGGCAGGCUGGAAGACCGUCUGCGCAGAAGAAGAAAGAGUGGUGGCAGCCACCUUUUCUGUUUAAUGUAUGUGUUUUUAUUUUGUCUCCGUUUUCAACGUGCUUUUAUGUUUUUAAUUUUAUUUGAAUUUUUUUAACAAAAGGUUUAAUGUGCAAAAGGCAUAUGAAAGGAUAACAGAAAAAAAUGAAUUGGUUUAUAACAAAAAAAGGAAAGAAUGUUUGGGAAAUUUGGGGUGGGUAUGUGGGUCCACAAAUUAAAACUGCAGCAGAUGUGGGGUGACUAAGGCAAGUGUUGGGUGUCUAUACACCUGAUCACCUAUGCAGUACUCUAACAGGGCUCCUUGGAAGCCGUUGAGUGUCAUUUGAGGCCAUUUAGAUCCUGAAUAACUGGCUCCUCCUGUGUUAUUUCCCAGGUUGAAAACAGAACUUGAAACUACAUAACGUAUUGCUUGCUUCAAAAAUCCAAUUUUAUGAAAUAUUGGAUGUUUGGAUGGCAACCUGAGUGUUGUAAAACUGCACAAGUUGAAACUAAACCUCAUUGGGGGUUUUUUGUCUGUCAAGACUUCCCAGUCUUUUAAGGUUUUGUUUUUACAUUUCUGGUCACCUGACUCUGCAUCGGGGACUGAGAGGCCACAUGAAAUUUGAAGUCACACUGGAAAGGGUUUGUGUUGAUUUAUUUACUGUGAGAGAAGUUUUCUCUCCGCCUCGCUCUCUCACGCUCUUCAAGCUUCUUUAUGCGCAGGCUUCUGAUACAAACCUUCUCUUCAGCUGAUUGUGGUUGAGCUGCAGAUGAGUUAAAGCGUUACCAGACCAGACUGGACUGGAUAGUGAGGACGAAGGCUGGCGGCCUAUCACAACUUAGUUGACAUUAUCUCAAGGAGCUGCCGACCCAUUCGAAAAUAUUUAUGUAGCAUUUUCAUAUCUUCUCUUCAUCUCAGUGUUUUUGCCAAACUAAAUGGAAGAAUGGAAAAAACAAUCUCAUUUUAGUAAAGCGUCACUGUGUGUGUCUAGUUUGUCAUCUCAUGAAAUUUGAUCUUUUUUUUAUUGAACACAAAUUUGGUAUUAGUCAGCUCUGUUUUGUACUCAUUUCUAAGCUUUUACAGAGAAUACAGAAGUUACGCAUGUUUUCUCUUUUUUCAAGAGCUGAAUUUAUAUGGCUGACUAUGUUCUGUAGUGAUGCCUGAUUGCUCAAAUUAUAUUCUAAUCUCCAGAGUACUCAAAUUUACCAUAUAUCGUAUGAAAACUGGAUAUGUUGGCUAUAGAUUUUUAACUAUAUAUUUUUUAUUUUAUUGUGCUGCACUUUUCUUGUGGUAUAUAACUCAUUUUAGCUGCAGGUGGUUUCACCAGUGAAGGAGAUUGUGAAGUAUUUGGUAAAAGUUGUGCAAGUGGCAAGCAAGGAAUGGGAUUGGAGAAAGGUCAGGACCCAGAAAGUGAAGUCGUAUGAAGACAGAAAGAAAAGUCUUUCAAUGGUGUCACACAUGAGAAAUGAUCUCUACUUCUCAACUCAAGGAAACACAAAAAACAAAAAAACAAGAACAGGAAGAGUAGUGCUGAAAUACUGCGUCAAACUAUCUGCAGUUGCCACCUGAAAUGAAAAUCAUGGGUCGUGGAGUGUGGAGCAAUGGUGUCUUUGUUUGGUGUGCUUGUGUGUGUGUUUUUAAAGCCAUAUUGUAAUUUUUUUCCUCCAUUUUUUUUUUCAAAUGAUGAGACAAGGGUUGCGAUUCUCGUCUGCCUGCUUGGGCAUCAAGGACCCUAACAAGUCUUCUGUUAAAUCACCCCAGUGACUGCAUCGAGACCCCUCAGGCUUCCAAAAAACUUUUAUUUGAAGUAGCUACAUUAACAGCAGCUACGCUUCCUUGCUUAAUUUGCCAUUUACUUCCUCCUGGAACUGGAACAUAAUAAGGAGGUCAUACGGACAUUAUAUUUUUAUUUGAUCCCUCUGCGAGCCCAGUCGUCAUUUCAGUUUCUAGAGCCUCCCCUCAUGUAAUUUCUCUAGUAAACAUGAUCGUGCUGUAACUGUCAGAUGACCCACAGUUGAACUCUGCAAAGCCAAAGUGUGAUGGGUUGCCACAUAUCCUCCCCCCGCAGUUUAACCAGAUGUACCAAUAUCCCAGCUAGCAAUGUGAAGUAUUGGAUUUGGAGGGAGGGAGGGAGGGAGGGUUUAGGGGCACAUCUUUAGCUGUGUUAAACGAUAGCUUUUGGCUCUGGGCGAAGAGCUGAGGUCACACAACUGAGAGAUGGAGAAAGGGAGGUGUGAGUUUGGAAAUGGAAGUGCAUAUGUGUGUGUGUAGUCGAGAUGGGGCAGGGGGUAAGGACAACCUGACACUAACGCACCAUGUUUUUAUCACUCUGUCUUUUUUUUUCUUUCAUACAUCUCUCCUCCUGGAAAGUUUUUUUUUUUCAUCCUCCAUUUGUAUCGCAGUACUCUUUUUUCUUUUAGUUUGCAGAGAGCACUAGGCUUUUUUUAUUAACCAUUUUAUGAGCAUAUGUUGCUCCCAGAUGAACUGAAUGUGCAUUGCAUCCUUUUUAUUAUUCUCCUUUUCUGUUUCCGACUGUUUGCACCUUGCUUUACUAAUGCCUCUCUAUCCACAUUUUAUUUUUCUGUUUUUAAAAAAAGAACGAGUUUCGCUUUGGCAUGCCAGAAUGAGCCAAGCUACUUUGUGACCUGUGAAAAUCCUAUAUAAAUGGUUAUCUAAUGGAGUUGCUUUUAGAUGUAUUGCUAAUCAGUGUAAAUUCACAAAUAAAACUGUAUUUUAAGAAACGGAA
Molecule: messenger RNA, 5309 nt
Organism: Toxotes jaculatrix (banded archerfish)
Lineage: Eukaryota; Metazoa; Chordata; Actinopteri; Toxotidae
Gene: add3a
Product: adducin 3 (gamma) a
Exons: 16
Coding region: 444-2522 (692 amino acids)
Biological process (GO): barbed-end actin filament capping
Cellular component (GO): cytoskeleton; postsynaptic density; plasma membrane
Molecular function (GO): actin filament binding
Source: RefSeq, a predicted model, not a curated record